Cyclopterus lumpus (lumpfish) is the source of this 3338-nucleotide messenger RNA. It is a transcript of the gene ogfr, whose product is annotated as opioid growth factor receptor. Gene Ontology annotation, cellular component: membrane. The transcript has 7 exons. Gene Ontology annotation, molecular function: opioid growth factor receptor activity. NCBI's taxonomy places the organism in Eukaryota, Metazoa, Chordata, Actinopteri, Perciformes, Cyclopteridae. The coding region runs from base 70 to 1962 and encodes 630 amino acids. The record is from RefSeq and is a predicted model, not a curated record.
CGCAGCACCGGCGCUGCAGACGCCAAACCGUGCUCCGCCGUCUGACGAUGGUAGACUGUUAAAAGACGGAUGGUCAGGGCCGUCCUCGUCUCACCCGAACAACAUGCGAGUGUAACUCGAUUCGUGUCCGUCAAUAAAGCGCGUGCUCACGGGAGGGGGUGUGUGUGUGUGUCACACGUUCAUUUAAAAAACAAAAAGAAGAAGAAGAAGAAAAAACCUUCGGCUACGUUUACGUUUUACAUUUUUUUUUUUUAUUAUUAUUAUUAUUUCCAAAUCAUGGAGUACGAAUGCGUUUGUGAAUACGACUCGACCUGGGACACGGAGAGUGAUGGAGACGACCCGGCCGGAGAGAGCCAACCCUGUCGGUCAUCUCUGGACAAAAACAAAUCCGUCUGGAAUCUAAACCGGAAUCACACGACCAGAAACAUGAGGGCAGCAAAGGACAUGCAGAACUACAGGAGAGGGUAUCCGAAUCUUACAGAUGACGAGUGCUCGGAAGACAAAAUGAACAAUUUGCAGUUUUAUCUAAAUAAAUUUCCCUCCUCUCCUGAUGAUAUCUACAUUGAAUCAUUUCUGAAGGAGUGGAAAAAUGACUACAAGCGACUGGAGAGAGUCCACUCGUACAUUCAGUGGUUGUUUCCACUGCGAGAGCCGGGGGUUAAUUACAUGGCUUCAGAACUCACCAAGAAAGAAAUCGAGGCCUUCAAGAAGAACGAGGACGCUAAAAAGAGACUAGUCGAGUCCUAUGAACUCAUGUUGGGCUUCUACGGCAUGCGAUUGGUCAACAAGGAGACGGGCGAAUUGAAACGAGCAGAUAAUUGGAAGGAGCGAUUUGGAAACCUGGAGCGGAAUAUGCACAACAACCUGCGCAUCACUCGCAUCCUGAAGAGCCUUGGGGAGCUGGGCUUCGAGCACUACCAGACCCCUCUGGUGCACUUCUUUCUGGAGGAGACUCUGGUCAAGAAGACCCUCAGCAGCGUCAAACGCAGCGUGCUCGACUACUUCCUGUUUGCCGUCCUGGACAAGCAGAAGCGGCAGGAGCUCGUGCGCUUCGCCUACCUUCACUUUGAGCCCAAGGACAAGUUUGUGUGGUGUCCCCGAAAGAUUCAGAAGCAACUCAGGAAGGCGAAGGAGAGACACGAUGCCCUCGGGAACGGAGACGGAAAAGAGGACGCGUGUUCGCGGAGUAAAAGCAAAGAUGGAGACGCCGUCGUGCAACAGAAGGAGGACGCGCCGGAAGAUGUGGCGAAGGCUCAGAAAGGAACCGAUAAAACGGCGAGUAAAGACGGAAGCAAACCGUCUGAGGCGUCGCCGCCUGACGCAAAACCAGAAGCGGAGAGCGUCGGCAAUGGAAACGCAGAGUCCAGUGACAUUUCUGUGAAUGGAAACGACUCCGCGGCUGACGCCGAUGAAAUGGAUCAGUCGUCCAGUCCCGACUCCGCGACGGCAAAAAACGAGCCUUGCGAGGACGCGUCGACCGACAGCCCGAAGGCCGCCGCCCAGGAACACGACACCUUUAUGCAAACGGACGCGGACGCCGACACGGAAAAGCCGCCCAAGAAGAAGAGGGAAGACGAGGAGGAGGAGGAGAAGGAGGAGGAGGAGGAGGAGGAGCUGCAAAGCAACGGCUCCGCCGGGGACUCCGCCGGCGGGCAGGUGGAGGAGAAGGCCGCCGCGAAUAAAGCCCCCGCCGCCGCCGCGCAGACGAGCCCCUCGGCGCAAACGCCGCCCCCAAAGACGUCAAAACAUUCGCCCUCUCUUUCUUCCGGAAGAGGGGAAAAAAUCCCGCGGACCGAUUUCAAUCAAGUGCCAGAUAAAAAGGAAGAGGAGGAAACGUCGAAGGCGACCAACGGGUCGGGGACGAGCGCCGACGGGGCCGAACAGACGAACGGGAAGGAGUCGGAGGACGUCGACAUGGAAUCGAACCCCUCGAGCGCAGACCAAAAUGUGAAGACUUCAUGAAUAAACUGAGCGACGGAAGAGAAAUGCAUUAAUUUGAGCUUAAAUGAAACGUAAUAUAGGGACAGAGUAUGACUUAAAAAGACUUCCUGGGCCUUAUUUCUACUUUUUAUUUGUCGCUUUAGGUAUCAAUUAUGUCAAUUGUGUGACUUCAUUGCGUAAUGUGGGACAGGAUGUGCGUUUCCACAGGGCCGUCAGACAAGAUUUAAAGGAGAAGUCUGGUUAUUUUUAUUUAUUUUUUUGUUAUUGUCAACAAGUCCCAUGGAAAAAAAGGUAAAAACCAGCAGCCGUGUUGUGAGGAGUUGCUCUCUUGUUCUGUGUGUGACUCUCAGCUCCGUGCUCAUUGAUUCUCAUCGACAUGAAUCCUCAAAUGUUGACUACAUAGUUGUUGUUUUUUUCUUAAUGUAAACAAAUUUCACAGGAGGGAACUUUUUUUUUUUGUCAAAUGUUACGCAAACGGGACUUCUUUUUUUUUUUUUUGCUUCCGGGGUUUUGCGAGUAUUUACAGCAGCAUGUGUGAUUGACUGAAAAAGAACUCCUCUUAUAUAAUUAUUUAUGAUUUAUAUUAUUGUGAUGAAGGGGCAUGUUAGCCAGCGUGACACACAAACAAUACUUGUGAGUUUCAUAAAUGUAUUGUUUGUCUUUUCAUGGGAUUUGUUGACCAAACAGAAUAUCACCAGACUUUUUUUUUUUAAGUAGUUGUCAUAUUUAAUAUCCCUACAAGCGCUAUUAUUAAUGUAAACCCAGAAAAGUAUUUUUUAACACCAUAAUACUUUUGCGAAUUUAAUAAUUGUUUUUGCACUGAAAAAUAAUUAAUUGGAAGAGCUUUUCUUUUUCUUUUUUCCCCCGCGCUCUCUGGGCUGUUUUUGUGUGAGUAAAGAAUAACCUGUACUGGUCUGUGUUCCUGCUGGACCCCCCCCCCCCCCCCCCCCCCCCCACCACCACCCCUGUUCAAAUAGAUUUAAGACUGAACGUCACUUAAGUUAUAUUUCAAAAAUGUUGCACUGACUUCUUUUUAAACAACUGAAGGCCUCGCCAAAAAGAAAAUGUGAUAAGACUGGUUGAUUGUACUUCAUGUAUGUCUCCUUGGCUACGAGUUAAAAGGCCGCUGGAUGUUAAUUUGACACAAGUGAAGUCCGUGAAAAUGUACGAGCCUGGGUGAGUAACUUGAUGCAUCUUUCUUUUUUUUUCUUUUUUUUUGUAUUUGCACUUGAAUUUCACUUAAUUAUUAAAAGUUAUGAUAUUUACUUAAUGACAUGCGUUAAUUACUUUUAGAAAGUGCUGGAUUGUUUGUAUAUGAAUUGUUUCUCUGCCCCCCCCUCCCCCCCCCCCCAACUGGCUGUUGACGAAGCAGAAUAAAGUUAUAUCAUUAUUUUUUU